UUGAUGGAAAAAAUGCAGAACUAUAAAGUGGCAGAUGGGAUGAAGCCUGUGAUGGUAAUGGUGCUGGUUCAGAUUUUGUUUGCGGGGAUGAAUAUCUUGUACAAACUAGUGGCUGAAGAUGGCAUGAAUUUUACGAUUCUUAUUGCCUACCGUAUGAUGUUUGCUGCUGCCUUUAUGCUUCCCUUGGCUCUCGUAUUUGAAAGGGACUGCAGAACAAAACUUACAUGGAUGGUACUGUUUCAAGCUUUUCUCUGUGGGCUAUUUGGGGGUUCACUGUCUCAAAAUUUAUAUAUCGAGAGCAUAGCUUUAACAUCAGCAACAUAUGCAGUGGCCAUGUAUAAUCUUGUCCCAGCCAUUACUUUUAUUCUGGCCAUAUUUUUCAGAAUGGAGAAGUUGGCCAUAGACACUAAUGCAGGGAAAGCAAAAGUUGUGGGAACAGUUAUGGGGAUAGGAGGGGCUAUGCUCUUCACCUUCUACAAAGGCAUAGAGAUUAACAUCUGGUCUACACAUUUUGAUCUUCACAGCCAGCCAAAUAGCCAUGAGGCAUCAAUAUCACACAAAAGUUCUGGAAGUCUUUUGUUGGGCUCCAUGGUUUCUUUGGGUAGCUGUGUGUCCUAUGCUAUUUGGUUGAUAAUUCAGGGAAAACUAAACAAGAGAUUCCCUUACCCUUACUCAAGUACGGCUCUGAUGUCCCUGAUGGGAUCAAUUCAAUCCGUAGUGUUUGCCCUCUGCGUGGAGAGGGAUUGGAACCAGUGGAAGUUGGGCUGGGAUAUUAGACUUCUUGCAGUUUCUUAUUCGGGAGUUCUUAACUCAGGACUUGCUGUGACCCUAAUUGCAUGGGUUGUAAAGAAGGGAGGGCCAUUGUUGGUUGCAGUUUUUCAGCCUCUCUUGCUUGUGAUGGUUGCACUUGCAGGGUCUUUGUUACUGGAUGAAAAGUUGCACCUCGGAAGCAUACUAGGAGGACUGAUGAUUGUGAGUGGAUUAUACGCGGUGUUGUGGGGUAAGAGUAAGGAAUUGCAGAAGAUGACUCAAUUAGAAUCCCAAACAAGUCUCAAAUAUGAAUCCAAUUCUCAACCAAUCCAAGUCGUUACAUCUAUUCGGGGAGAUGUGAAUUCUGAGAAGGAAAUGGUUGAGAGGACGUGA
This is a messenger RNA of Prunus avium (sweet cherry), 1143 nucleotides long. Its product is annotated as WAT1-related protein At1g25270-like. Gene Ontology annotation, molecular function: transmembrane transporter activity. Lineage: Eukaryota; Viridiplantae; Streptophyta; Magnoliopsida; Rosales; Rosaceae. Gene Ontology annotation, cellular component: membrane. The record is from RefSeq and is a predicted model, not a curated record.